Anguilla anguilla (European eel) is the source of this 7396-nucleotide messenger RNA. RefSeq names its product phosphatidylinositol-4-phosphate 5-kinase, type I, alpha, a (gene pip5k1aa). The transcript is spliced from 15 exons. Bases 1 to 1812 code for a protein of 603 amino acids. Gene Ontology annotation, biological process: phosphatidylinositol metabolic process. The record is from RefSeq and is a predicted model, not a curated record. Gene Ontology annotation, molecular function: phosphatidylinositol kinase activity. Lineage: Eukaryota; Metazoa; Chordata; Actinopteri; Anguilliformes; Anguillidae.
AUGGGCGGGAACCCGCCUCACGCACCGCCAAAACUUCCCCAUAACGUGUUUUUCAGUAGUGGACAAAUUGCUGAAGUCGGACUCUCCCUUUUUUUUUUUUUUUUUUUUUUUGUUGCUCAUUCUCUCUCUCUUCUCUCCUUCUCUACCUCCGUCUCUCCCCGCGGUUUCUCUGACUACCAGACGGCUGGCUCGUCGGGGACCUCCCAGACCAUGAAGAGGACCAUCGGACACCGAGGGGUCGACCCUACGGGCGAGACCACCUACAAGAAGACCACUUCCUCUGCCCUGAAAGGUGCCAUCCAGCUGGGCAUCACCCACACCGUGGGCAGCUUGAGCCAGAAGGCCGAGCGGGACGUGCUCAUGCAGGACUUUGUGGUGGUGGAGAGCAUCUUCUUCCCCAGCGAGGGCAGUAAUCUGACCCCAGCCCACCGCUACAGCGACUUCAGGUUUAAGACCUACGCCCCCAUCGCCUUCCGCUACUUCCGCGAGCUCUUCGGAAUCCGGCCCGACGACUACCUGUACUCGCUCUGCAACGAGUCGCUGAUCGAGCUCUCCAACUCGGGCGCCAGCGGCUCCGUCUUCUACGUCUCCAGCGACGACGAGUUCAUCAUCAAGACCGUGCAGCACAAGGAGGCGGAGUUUCUGCAGAAGCUGCUCCCGGGCUACUUCAUGAACCUGAACCAGAACAAGCGGACGCUGCUGCCCAAGUUCUACGGGCUGUACUGCGUGCAGGCGGGCGGGAAGAACAUCCGCAUCCUGGUGAUGAACAACCUGCUGCCGCGCUCGGUGCACAUGCACCUGAAGUUCGACCUGAAGGGCUCCACCUACAAGCGCCGCGCCUCGGCCAAGGAGCGCGAGAAGACCUCGCCCACCUACAAGGACCUGGACUUCAUCCAGGACCUGCCCGACGGCCUGCUGAUGGAGCCUGAGAACUACAACGCCCUGAGCAAGACCAUCCAGAGGGACUGCCUGCUGCUGCAGAGCUUUAAGAUCAUGGACUACAGCAUGCUGGUGGGGAUCCACAAUGUGGACCAGGCGGGGGAGAGUGACCAGCGCAUACGGCGGGGCCAGAAGGCCCUGUUCAGCACCGCCAUGGAGUCCAUCCAGGGGGAGGCCAGCGGGAAGGGCCCGCUAGACUCUGCAGAUCAGUCAGGGGGGAUCCCGGCACGCAACGCUAAAGGGGAGAGGCUGCUGGUGUACAUCGGCGUCAUCGACAUCCUGCAGUCGUACAGGUUCAUGAAGAAACUGGAGCACUCCUGGAAGGCCCUGGUCCAUGAUGGGGACACGGUGUCUGUGCACAGACCUGGCUUCUACGCCGAGAGGUUUCAGAAGUUCAUGUGCAACACCGCCUUCAAGAAGAUUCCGCUGAAGCCCUCCCCUUCGAAGAAGAGCCGGACGGGGGGCCAGGGCGGGCUGAGGAGGGCCAACACCGCCAUGGGGUCCACCGUCCCACAAUCCAGUGCGGCCGGCGGCUCGGGGACGGACGCGCGACCGGGCUAUCAGUCCCAGCUCAGCCAAUCGGAGGCUGAGGCCGAGAGCGGCAUGCAGUCGGGCCGCCCCGACCUCCUCCCGAGGACCCCUCCCGUGGACGAGGCUGUCUGUGACUCCGUCGAGACCACCCUCUCCAACUGCUCCCUGGGAAGCGGGGGGCUUGGCUCCGCCUCUCUUCUCGUCAGGUCAGUCGGAGUGGAGGUGCACAAAGCAGCGAGCCAAGACCACAGCGCCCCCGACAGCGCUGCCACGGCCGCCGCGGAGGAGCAGGACAGCAGGGAGGACGUCAUUUCGCUCCAGGACAUCGAGACCAACCUCUGAUCUGGAAAGAAGAGAGAACGAAAGUGAUCCUGUGGAAGGCGCGAGUGAGAGAGAGAGAGAGAGCGAGAGAAAGGACCGGAACGUGCGGAGAGAGACACUCUAAAAAGGAAAGAAAAAAAGAAGGGGGGGAGGAGGAGAAGAACAAUCCCUCGUUUUCCUGAGGGAACUUUUUUUGCAAGAAUGAGUGCCAGGAGGUGAAAAGAAGGAAAGAAAGCAAUGGACCUGUGAGGAGAGUGAGAAUGUGAGAGGGAGGGAGAUGGAGAGAGAGAGAGAGAGCGGGAGCGGGAGCGGGAGGGGCAGAGAGAGAGAGAGAGAGAGAGAGAGAGUGAGAGAGGUGGACAAGUCUGCAGGGAAAAUCCUGCCCGACACCAAGUCUGCUGCUUGUGACACUGACCACAGCUGCACCAUGAGUGCAGCUCUACCAGCCACCUUCAUCUGUCUGAACCCCACACCCAGCCCCGGGGGGGGCGGCAGGGGCUCAACACAGGGCGUUUUGUCUUGGGGCGGGGUGGGGGGGGGGUGCCCUGGCUGCCGGGCGACGCCGAGGUGCGGGUGCAGGCUCGGGCACGCGAACGCGUUUCGCGGGUCUGAAGAGUCUGACGUCUCAGCAGGGACGUCGGGCCCCGGGCCCGGGCCGCACAGAUCGUCUUCAGACCCCGCGCGAGGAGAGCCGCAUUUCUGCCGCCGGGGAGCGAGGAUAAUGAUUGUAAUCUCAAGAAAGUUGCCUUAGUUGUGUGUGAACUGACAGACGAGGAGCCUUUUCCUACAAUAAUCAAAUUUUUCAAACACUCAACACGGUUUCUCCCUUCGCUGUGAUUUUUAUUGUUUGUUUGGACUUCAGCUAUUGCUUUUCAUUGUGUUGAACUUGCCAGCACUGUCCUGGAGUUUCACUGUAUCACAGUAAUACAGUGUAAUUUUGUUUCUACAGUACGUAUAGAGAGCUAGGUCAGUGUAGCACUGUAGUAUUCCGUUAGGGGCAUUGUAGUGGACUCCUACUGCUGUGCUGUGAUGAGUUAGAGUCUUAAGUGGGGGGGUUUGUGAUUCUGUGCCAUAACAGGAGGCAUUGCAGGGGUGACCCAGGAUUAGGACUACAAUUCCCACUCACCCCUUUGUUCUUCGAUUCAGAGAGACGGGGCGAUGCCUGGGCUCAGUGGAACAUGGUCUCUGUAUUUUUUUAUUAUUUUUUUUUGCUUUUGUUUGUUUUUUUCCCCCACUUUUCCCUGCAAGUCUUUUUGGACUUGUUGUGAUUACAUUCAUUGAAGAAGGCUACCAUUUCAACUUUUUAAAUGUUUCAUUUCAAAGAAACCUGAAGGAUGGAUUUCGGAAAAGUUGCUGAAAUGGGAUAGGAGGAGGACAGAUGAAGAAGCACCCCCCUACCAUUUGGAACUUUUCGCCUUCCCUUUUCCCGUCUUCUCUUUUGAUGAUGAUUCCCUCCUGCCCCCCCCCCCCCUUCCAAAAGCACAGCAGCCACUGACCCAUUGUCUGCGAACUGAUUUUUUUGCACCACCCGCCUUUGGGUGGAGUCAGGGGAGUAUGGGUGGAGAUUCUGAUCGAUGGGGACAACGGUGGCGUUUCCACGGCCACGCUGUCGUCGGGCAAGACACUGUGUUGGGCCUGAGUCUUUUAGCAGCAGGCUUUAAGGGGCUUUAACUUUCUCUGUGUUUUUCGGCUUGACCUGGCUGACCUUGCUGUGGAAACGCAUCCGCACCGUCCACAGGCUACAUUAGCGCUGCCCUUGACAUACGGUUCCAAGUUCCCCCUUUCCGGUUUCCUCAGUUUGGGUGAAGAUCACACGCCGUUCGGUUACAAAACGGGCGCGUCCUUCGAGGGAAGCCAGCCCCCCCCCCCUGCUAAUUAUUAAAAUAGCGACCGCCGUCAAAAACACCUCGAGCGAGACCACAUCCUGGAAAUGACUGCACGCGUUUUCGUUUCGGAAGCGUCCUGUGAGGCGUUGGCCUCGUGCGACCGAGAGCACUUCCUGUUCCUCUCCCCGAAAUAGCCACCGAUCUCCAAUUUUUUGUUUUGUUCAUGUUCAUACUGCAAAACAAAAGUGUUUCAAGCUUAUAAUGAGACUUAAAAUCUUAUUUUUUCUCUCAAGUAGAGAGUAUUAGCUUAUUUUUUUAGUUACUUUUUUGCUUGAUGGGAAACCAUCUUACCCCCCCACCGGCAAAUCUUGAAAUGAACAACAAACUGUCACCUCAUAGGUAAAUUGUUUUUGUCGGAUUUUGCAAAAAAAGUAACAGAAAUGAGAUUUCAAGUCUAAAAAAGACUUAAGAUACUUAUUUUUUUGGUUUUUGCAGUGCGCCUGCCUCUUUCUCACAUUGGUAGGGUUGUCGUCUCGCCAGAUUUCAUCUCUGGCCACAAAGAAAAAGCAGGCCUUGCUGUUUGUUUUUUUUCCCCCCUUUCUUUCUUUUUUCUGGCACCCAGGAAGUGGUUCUCUGUGGUUCUUGUGUGGACGCACACACCGCGCGGCCGUCGCAGACGCCGUUCGCCGAGCCGGUUAGAGUGUGACCGUUAGCCGCGGGGUGCUUCUGCGCGACGGUCAGCCCGGGUCACGCUCGUUCCUUUCGGCCCUCUUCAUCGUAUCGGCAUACCCACUGCCAGCCGAGCUCAUCGGCUUGUCAGCCAUCCGGUGGACCAAUCAGAGAUGACGGAUGACGAAGCAGGAGGACCAAUGAAAUCCGAUCUGCCUUGAGGGCAGAGCAACGCUUUUCAGUACACAACAGACCGCCUUUCACACUCACACACACACACACACACACACCCAUUCAUGUGCCUUGAACAUGCUGCGUAAGACUGUCUCAGUCAAACCUGGUUGUUUCCGUGCUCCUUCAAGCUGCUGCUUUUCUCCGGGUAGCGGAGAUGACUGCCCCGCCCUCUCGAAACGGACCAGCGUUCACACGCCUUCCGCGACCCGCAAACUCCACCACUGUGUGGAAUGGAGGGGAGGGGGGGCUGUCCUCUACACCCCCCCCCCCCUCCAUUCCACACAGUUUUCCCUUCUCUGCUUUCUGAUGCGUCUCUUGCUGAUAUUUUUACCCUACAGUUUAUACCCAAUUCGGGUAGUGAUCUCAUAGGCAGCCCCAGGGACCAACUGAAGGACCAACCCUGAACAGGGAGGGGAGGGGGGAGGGGGGAAAUCCCAUUCACUGCUCUACUCUGCUGUGAACAGUCUAUCAGUUGUGGCUCGGGUAAAUAGACACAGGGGGACCUUAUUCUUGGUUUGGGGGGGGCAAUAUGACCACAGUGUCUUCUGUAUUCCCGUGGAUUGUAUGUUUAGGUCUUGGUUUCCAUUGGCUGCUGUUAAAAGCAUCGCGCCAAAUAAAGACGUGUGAUUGGACGAGAGCGCGUCGGGUCGGCUCUGGGACUUCGGUUCACGUGCCUGCGCAGCAGAGGGCACCCGUUUCCUGUGCCACGGCAGCGCCGAUUGGACGGAAUGUUGACCACGAGCCAAUCCCCUGAAGCCCUCGGACCAAAUGGUCACCCUUCUGUUCCCACAACCCUCAUCUGUGCUGCGUGCACCUUCCAGCAUGUCCCUAUGAUGCAUACUGCUUGUACACAACUACAGUGCUGUCAUUAUUUCUUUUCCCUGUUUGUCUACUGAAGUUAAGUGUUUUAUGUUAUUGUUGCCCUGUUCAUAAGUUUUGGAAGGCGUCUGAAUUAUAUAAUCGGCAAUCUUGUCGUCAGUAGAUUUGAAUGGAAGAUGUAAACGGGGUUUGACUGUCACAUGCCCCCCCCCCCUUCCCCACCCCCAAAUGGCUCCUUGGCCUGUGCUGAUAAGUGUAAGUGCAUGUGUGUGCGUGCGUGAGUGAGUAAGAGGGAGAGAGAACGUGUAGUCUACUUCAUGAUUUACAUGCAUAUUGAACUGGACCUGGGAAUGAAUUCUUUGAAAUUGAAGUGUUCUUUCGUUUUCAGGAAGAAGCCGGUUAUUUGAAAAAGAAUCAUCCCAGUGCAAGUGAUUAGUUGGACUAUCCAAGCACACAGCUCCUUGGUCCAUUACAAGGCAGAUUUACAAAUGUGUAGCACGUCCAACCAAGCACUUUCCCUGGGUUACAUUUUGUCGUAGAACCUGCACUUUUGUGCCUUUUCCGAAUAGAGUGUGUGGCAGGAUCGUUUUAGCGCCAAAGUCCAGGGGGUGUCCGAAUGAGAAAAAUGGGGACGUGGAUCUUUUUCGAGGGGAGGGGCAUAGAUUGGAUUUCCCUUUAUGCCUUUGUAGUGCUUGUCUGGUUUUCUUUUGCAUUCCAUUUUGAAUUGUAGCAUUGUCUUUUUAUAUUUCACAAGCUUAUUUCUCUUUUGCCCUAUAAUCUGAAUCGCAUAUUUUUCAACAGGGCAGCCAUCGAACGAUGGGCAUCUUUUCUUUUUUUUAAAAAAAAUUCCUGUCACAAUUAAAUCUAUUUGCUCUCCCCUUCCCAAGUCCCUAAAACCCAAGACUCUCUUCAGCAGAUUCUCAAAAGAACCAGAAAUGCCUUAAAAUCGACUCCAGGGUUUUUGACUCUGCCCUCAAUCGAACAGUUGACGACACACUCGGUUUACAUGCAGUAUUAACAGGGUAGGGCCCGCAGAGGCCUUUAGAAGUUUGUGGUGUUGGUUAAACUAAACUGAAAAUAACCCUUCUGGCACCUCAGAGUUAAGUGCGUCUGAAUGAUCGCACAGAAAACCCUACGCGUAAAACUAGUCGAAACGGCACAGAACACUAAAAAUGUGUGUACAUCAUGGCUGGUACAGAAGUUAUAAUGAAUGGCCAUCUGUGAGAUUUUAAGUCAUAUUUAUUGAUUUUUUUUUUUUGGUUUGUUCAGAAAUGCUGUUUUCUGAAAUGUUUAUGAUUGUAUGCAAUAUUAAGUAUUCCAGCUGGGUCAUUGUUUGAGGAACUUCGCUGAGAGCACACGGAAGUCAGGAAGUUUAGUGAUGACUUUUUCUCUCUUUUUUUUUUGUAUUUCAGCAGUGGAUUAUAGUUUAAGAUGAUUAUACAGUAUUGUAAUAUCUAUAAUAUCUAUUAAGAAUAUUCUCGCCUGCGUUUCUGUGUGAUUUGUAUUAGUCUCGUCUGUGCAUCUCUGUUCGUACAGUUUUACUGAUUGUUGUCCAGUACAAUAUCAAUAUCUUUUUACUCUUGCCUGUAUAAAAUGUGUAUAUGUAUAUAUAUAGGAGUCAAGGCAAUGCCUUUUCUUGCAGUGUUUAUUGGCCAUUUUUUCCCCACCAUGAUUUCAUUGAUCUGGUGAUUUUUUUUUUUUUUUUCAUACUGUAUUUCUGAAUCGAGUUCAUUAAAAAAAGGAAGAAAGUAAGUGUCUUGUUUCUUAUUCACAUCAGUCUGCUUUUGUCAGAUGGAGUUAUGAAUAAAUCAUGAAAUCAUUGCAUGGCUCAUAAAUAUUAUAUUAAAUUACUUUGGCCAACUGAAAAGUUUGCUCUGGGAGGCAAAAUGCCCAAGACUUUUUUUCAUUUUUAUUUUGUUUAUUUUUCUGUCCAUGGAGUCUUGUGUCCAUGGAAGAACUGCAGGAGGAGAUGCCUGUUCUCUCAGUCACAAUAUUUUAUUUAUUUACUGCUGUCUUAAAUUACCUCCUUUUUUAUUAAAAACAAAGCAUGACUACAA